UCCUGCUGGGCCACUCCAACAUUUGUAUUACUCCCAGUCAGAAGAAACAUGUUUGUAUAAUGACAAAGGUGUUGCUUUAGAUUUAAAUCUUCCAGGGAAGUCGUCAUUGAACUUCAGUCCGGAAGUGGUCGUCAUCGCAAAGCGCUUGUGUGAGUUGGACGCUGUGAGCUGAGAAAUGUGAGGGAACGGCCGCGGCUUUGGCAGAACCAGAACUUGUGCUUCGGAGUUUUGAAUGAAAGAAGGUGUUCCCCCGCACGAUCAUUUGAAACCUGAACAUGUCGUGGAUACGAGAAGGUGAAUUAAAUCUGCUUGAAAAGAUUUCUGCCAAUAUCCUAAUGGCAGGACCCAUGCCUAAACAUGUGGCCUUCAUCAUGGAUGGCAAUCGUCGAUUUGCACGGAAAAAAAACAUGGACCGGAAAGAUGGCCACAUGCAGGGAUUCAACAAGCUGGCAGAGACCCUACGUUGGUGCAAGCACCUCAACAUCCCAGAAGUGACGGUGUACGCCUUCAGCAUCGAGAACUUCAAGCGCUCUAAAGAGGAGGUGGACGGGCUGAUGGAGCUGGCCAAACAGAAGUUUGAGAAGCUGCUGGACGAACGGGAAAAUCUGGAAAAACACAGCGUUUGUAUCCGAGUGCUGGGCGACUUGAAUAUGUUGCCGUUAGACCUUCAAGAAGUUAUUGCCAAAGCUGUGAUAAUGACAAAGAACCACAACAAAUGUUUUCUCAACGUGUGCUUCGCCUAUACGUCGAGAUACGAAAUCACCAACGCGGUCAGGGAAAUGGCUUGGGGAGUGGAGCAGGGCCUGAUCAAAGCAAGCGACGUUUCAGAGGCCUUACUAAGUGAGUGCCUGUACAGCAGUAACUCUCCCAAUCCCGAUUUGCUCAUCCGCACCUCAGGAGAGGUGCGCCUCAGCGACUUCCUCCUGUGGCAGACAUCCCAUUCCUGCCUAGUGUUUCAGUCGGUGCUCUGGCCAGAAUACUCCUUCUGGAACCUGUGCGAAGCUAUUAUCCAGUAUCAGCUAAACCAUAAAUCCAUCCAGAAAGCCCGGGAGCUCCAUCGAGAGGAACAGGCCCUCCAGCAGAAGGAAGCAGAUUGUGCCUGUGUAGCAGAGCACCUGCAGCAUCAGGGGAACGGAAAGCCGGCCGAUGCCCAAAGAAGACAAGAAGCACUGCAGCGCUACACCGCUGCCCGGGAAGCACGAGUUCAGGACUUCCUGCAAGCACUGAAGCACAAGAGAGACUCUUUCUUUACUAACUUAUGCAGUGAAACCGUCCCGACUUAGGAAAGUUCUGAAGAACUAAUCUACAGGUGAAAUAGGAAUAAAACGCUCCAGUCCUUUUCCCAAAAGAGCUUCUGAGGAACACGGAAAAGCAAUUGGUGACUGGAGGUGGUUUUAUGUCGUUGCUGAUUUGUAUAAACCGAGAGGGCAAUGUUUACCCCUAUGGGGCUGUAGACUAAUGAUUAUAUAUUUAUGAUUGUAGAUUUGCAAAAUCUAACAUGCGGAUGUGUCUGGUCAAGAUGUAGUUAAAUAGUUGUGCAAACUGUCUGUGAAAUGCAUGUCGUUGAUUGAAAAGUCAAAGGUGGGUGAAAAGCCACCGCCCUGUGUUUUGGAAGUGCUUCCAACACAGAUCUCUCUAAGUACCUAAUGCAGUUUGGUAUUUUUGUUGCUGAAAGUGUCGUUUGUCAGGUGUGUUUUAUAAAGACAACUAUAUUUUGACCAGCUUUCCCAAACAAUAAAUUGAGAACUAUACACCAGAAA
Messenger RNA from Fundulus heteroclitus (mummichog), 1760 nucleotides. RefSeq names its product dehydrodolichyl diphosphate synthase (gene dhdds). Bases 276 to 1283 code for a protein of 335 amino acids. The transcript is spliced from 10 exons. Gene Ontology annotation, cellular component: dehydrodolichyl diphosphate synthase complex; endoplasmic reticulum. Gene Ontology annotation, molecular function: ditrans,polycis-polyprenyl diphosphate synthase [(2E,6E)-farnesyl diphosphate specific] activity. Gene Ontology annotation, biological process: polyprenol biosynthetic process. NCBI's taxonomy places the organism in Eukaryota, Metazoa, Chordata, Actinopteri, Cyprinodontiformes, Fundulidae. The record is from RefSeq and is a predicted model, not a curated record.